Molecule: messenger RNA, 2821 nt
Organism: Ananas comosus (pineapple)
Lineage: Eukaryota; Viridiplantae; Streptophyta; Magnoliopsida; Poales; Bromeliaceae
Product: protein ACCUMULATION AND REPLICATION OF CHLOROPLASTS 6, chloroplastic
Exons: 7
Coding region: 58-2427 (789 amino acids)
Biological process (GO): chloroplast fission
Cellular component (GO): chloroplast inner membrane
Source: RefSeq, a predicted model, not a curated record
AAAAAGAGUUCGAACUCCGCCCCCUCCCCCUCUUCUCCCCCUUCUCCGCCUCCUCCCAUGGAGGCUCUAAACCCUCUCCUUCCCCCACCUCCCCUCCUCCGCAAACCCCAUUUUUUCCCCACCAAGCUCCGCAAACCCUCCUCUUUCUCCUCCAAACCCUACACCCGCUCCACCAUUUGCCGCUCCAGCAAAUGGGCCGAGCGCCUCCUCGGCGACUUCCACUUCCUCCCCUCCACCUCCGCCCCCGACUCUCCGCCGCCAUCCGCCGCCGCCUCCAACGCCGCCCUCCUCUCCCUCUUCCCCCCCUCCGCCGCCGCUGCCUCCGAUCGCGCCAUCCCCCUCCCCAUCGACUUCUACAAGAUCCUUGGGGCGGAGCCGCAUUUCCUCGCCGACGGGAUCCGGAGGGCCUUCGAGGCGCGGUUGUCGAAGCCGCCGCAGUACGGGUUCAGCGCCGAGGCGCUCAUCGGGCGGCGGCAGAUCCUUCAGGCCGCUUGCGAUGCCCUGUCGAAUCCGAGCUCCCGCAGCGACUACAAUCGCGGGCUUGUUGAGGACAAUGAGGCCACUGCUAUUGUGGAUGUGUCGUGGGACAAGGUUCCAGGUGCUCUUUGUGUGCUGCAGGAGGCUGGUGAGACGGAGGUGGUGCUUAAGAUUGGUGGGGACCUGCUGCUUGAGAGGCUGCCUAAGCCUUUCAAGCAGGACGUGGUGCUGGCGAUGGCUUUGGCUUAUGUGGACCUAUCAAGGGAUGCGAUGGCAUUGAGUCCGCCGGAUUUUGUUAAGUGCUGUGAGGUGCUCGAGAGGGCUCUGAAGCUCUUGCAGGAGGAAGGUGCAAGCAACCUUGCACCAGAUCUUCUGGUACAGAUUGAUGAAACUCUAGAAGAGAUUACCCCUCGUUGUGUUCUUGAGCUUCUUGCAUUGCCCCUUGAUGGAGAGAACCAAAUUAAGCGCGAGGAAGGUCUUCGUGGUGUGCGCAACAUUUUAUGGACUGUUGGUAAGGGAGGUGCUGCUGCUAUUGGUGGAAGAUUCACUCGUGAAGACUUCAUGAAUGAAGCUUUCCUACGCAUGACUUCAGCUGAGCAGAUAGACCUUUUCACUGCAACACCGAGCAGUAUACCGCCAGAGAGGUUCGAAGUCUACAGUGUGGCGCUUGCCUAUGUUGCCCAAGCUGUUAUCAGCAAGAAGCCAUAUCUUAUCUUGACUGCUGAGGGUUUUAUUAAAGAACUACAGAGUUCAGACAAUGAAAUAGAUCUUGCACUAGAGAGGGGCCUUUGCUCCCUUCUUGUAGGAGACCUUGACAAUUGCCGCAAGUGGCUGGGCAUAGACAAUGAAAACUCACAAUACAGAGAUCCUGAAAUUGUAGAAUUCAUCGUGGAUAACUCCUACAUCGAUCAAGAUAAUGAUCUCCUUCCCGGGGUUUGCAAACUGUUAGAGACUUGGCUGGUGGAAGUGGUUUUCCCUCGAUGUAGAGAUACUGAAGAUAUACAAUUUAGGCUUGGAGAUUACUAUGAUGACCCCACGGUAUUAAGGCAUUUGGAGAGGAUGGAAGGUGGCGGUAGUUCUCCUCUUGCUGCAGCCGCUGCCAUUGCUAAAAUUGGGGCUGAGGCUACUGCUGCGCUGGGUACUGUUAAAUCCAGUGCUCUUCAGGCAUUUAGAAAGGUGUUUCCGCCUGUUGACAAGGAAGAAAAUUCAAUUCUAGAUGAACCCAAUAAUGGCCAUGAAUCUGAACCUGUUACUAAACUACAAUCAGAAGGGUUAACAGGAGGAAUAGAUCAAGAAAAUUCAAAUUUUCAAUCUGAGGCUAUUGGUAAGCAAAACUCUGCAGAUCCUCAUGAGCAAGAUUUGACAUAUUAUACAAAAGAUGCAACUGUGAAGAUUAUGUCCGCGGGAGUGGUGGUAGUUUUAUUAACGGUGGCCGGUAUGAAGUAUUUACCUCGUAGACGCUGGUUUCCUGUUGCUAAGAAGGAGCUUGGAUCUGCAAUGGCCGCCAAUGUUGUUGAUUUAGGUGUUCCUGUUGAUGAGAAUUUGACAGAGGAAGUGCCUAGAAUGGAUGCGAGGCUAGCAGAAACUCUUGUUCGCAAGUGGCAAAACAUUAAAUCCCUUGCCCUUGGACCUGAUCAUUCUCUUGCACAGCUUAAAGAGGUACUUGAAGGCCGGAUGCUGAAGAUAUGGACUGAUCGGGUGGCCGAGAUCGCGCAGCACGGUUGGUUCUGGGAGUACACCCUAUUGGGCGUCACCAUCGAUAGUGUGACCGUCUCCUUAGACGGCCGUCGGGCGACUGUGGAGGCGACAAUCGAGGAAGCGGCAAAAUUGACCGACGUGGCUCACUCGGAGCACAACGAUUCCUACACUGCCACAUACACUACCAGGUAUGAGAUGUCUCAUUCGAAUACUGGGUGGAAGAUAACAGAGGGAGCAGUUCUGAAAUCAUAGAUUACAACUCUUCUUUUUCUGUAAAUAAUAAUCCUACUAGUUAUUAAAUUAUGCAUCUGUUUUGUUGUGGUCAAAGUUCUCAAGCUCGCCCGAUCACUAUCCAAUAUUUAGAGUUUUAUCCUCGAAUGAUAUCAUGGUUUGUUGUCUAUUAGUGAACUGAUGUUGUAUUGCAGUUCUGUUUAUAGUGCUUUCUGUAAGAUUCAAUCGGUAGAUACUUAGCUGAACACCGUAGAAUCAAUUGAUUGAAUAGUAGAGUUGGAAUAAAUUUUGUGCUCUGGAAUAUCCAUGUUCAAGAUUAGGUAUAAAUUUUUGGUAUAAAUUCUGAGCCUGUUUGGCCUGGUUGGAGAUCGUAAGCUUGCUUGUGUUGUUGAAUAAAAGUUUAUAAGCUUUUGUC